UUGAGCAACGGUCACACUCCUACGCAUGUCAAACAAAUAAAUUUAAAUAAUUGGCAAAUCAAUUGCAUAAAAUGAAGGAGUUCUGCCGCACCUGCGGCAAGACAGUCGUGGCCGAUGAGUGCCUUCAGAUCUUCUCGCCUGCGGGCCGAAAGCUGCUGCAGUGUGUCCGCUCCAUCACAAAUUGCUGGCUGCAAAAUGUCCAGGAUUUGCCCAAUCACAUAUGCACGGACUGCCAGGUGCUGCUCAGCCAGGUGCAAAAGUUCCGGCGACGUUGUGCCAAGAUCGAGAAGUUCUUCGCCAGGCGGCGGAGGAGAAUGAAUAUCGGCGAGGCUCCUGCGGCCAUGGAGCAACUUCGCGUCCAGCAGGCAGCUGCUCCGGACCCGCUGGGCAUUGACGAGCUGAUGGCGGCCAGUGACAUCAAAAUAGAACCCAUCCAGUUGCAAAUGGAAGAGGAUCCGGAUCCGGAACGGCCGUAUUCCGAAAAUCAGCUUGAACAAGCUCUUAGCUAUGGCAAUGCACCGGGUGAAGACAUCCUACCCCUUCCCGAGGACUAUGGAGAGGCACAGACUGUAGUGGCGACCACCACCAACGAGCCAGCACAGCGAAGAAGCAAGAACACGGCCAAAAUAAAGUCCAAGAAGCACACAAUGCGCAUGGGCCGAAAGCUGAUCCAUGUGAAAGUCAUCGAUGAUAAGCAGCCAAAGCGUAUUGUGGACCGCAAUGGACCCAGCGCCAAGCCCUGCAUCUGCGAGCACUGCGGCCGGCAGUUCAAAGACACCAGUAAUCUCCAUGUCCAUCUGCUGCGGCACACGGGCACCAAGCCGUUCGAGUGCGACCAGUGCCACCAGAAGUGCUACACACUUCACCUGCUGCGGCGCCACCAGCUGAAGCACACGGAGGGUCCCUACGCCUGCACCUUUUGCGGCCUGGAAUACAGCACGAACAGCUCGCGCGUGAGACAUGAAAGGGAGGCCUGCAAGAAGGGACGAGCACCGCAGUCCAAGUGGGAGAUCAUCAAGAAGGGCGAGCGCACUUUCCACUGCGAGGUAUGCGAUCUCUGGUUCUUGCGCGCCGGCAACUUUACUCAGCACAUCAACUCCUCCAGUCACAUCGAAAACGAACGCAGAAAGAAAAGAAAAUUAAAUCCAACCGCCAUUAAUUCAUAAAUCCAACUAAGUGAAAA
Messenger RNA from Drosophila mauritiana, 1183 nucleotides. RefSeq names its product zinc finger protein 260. The record is from RefSeq and is a predicted model, not a curated record. The coding region runs from base 72 to 1166 and encodes 364 amino acids. NCBI's taxonomy places the organism in Eukaryota, Metazoa, Arthropoda, Insecta, Diptera, Drosophilidae. Gene Ontology annotation, molecular function: DNA-binding transcription factor activity, RNA polymerase II-specific; RNA polymerase II cis-regulatory region sequence-specific DNA binding; zinc ion binding. The transcript is spliced from 4 exons. Gene Ontology annotation, cellular component: nucleus. Gene Ontology annotation, biological process: regulation of DNA-templated transcription.